Molecule: messenger RNA, 959 nt
Organism: Solanum stenotomum
Lineage: Eukaryota; Viridiplantae; Streptophyta; Magnoliopsida; Solanales; Solanaceae
Exons: 5
Coding region: 24-695 (223 amino acids)
Source: RefSeq, a predicted model, not a curated record
UUCGAUAUGAUAAGGUAGAAAAAAUGACUGAAGUGUAUCGAGAUGUUCAGAGAAGUGAUACUAGUCUAUUAAAGUCUAAAAAGGCUAAAAAAGUGAUUGAAGUGGCUGAAGAUGCUACGAAAAAUGAAACUAGUCCAUGUGAAUAUAAUAGGACAACCAAGGUGAGGGGAACAAACAUUUGUAAAAAAGUUUUGCGAUUAAGACCUGGAGAAAAGUUAAAAGUCACUUUUUAUCAAAAUCGUGUCGUUGGACCGAAUCACACCUCAUUUACGAGACACUUGGGUUUGCUAGUUCGUGAUCAUAAUAUGUGCCCAUUGCGGGUACACUCAUGGAUGGAUAUCGAAGAGCACAAGCUUGAGCAUAUGUGGGCAGCUGUUACAGCUGAAAUUCAAGAGCUUGUACAAUCUCAACCGUCUCUUACUAAUAUUGAGGUAGUGGAACAGUGCUUUGGACCUCAAUGCAAAAGUCAUGCAGUUGGAUUUGGUGGUGGGAUAACCACUAAGGAGUUGAAAGGUGGUAGUACUUCUAAGGCUGCAUUGUUGGAAGAACUGAAAACAACUCGAAAAGAAAAGGAAUCACUACAAAAGCGUAUUGAUAUUCUAGAGAGUAAAUAUGAUCGCCUUGAAAGUAUAGUGGUUCGUCAGCAUCCAUCACCUUCAUCACCUCCACCAAAUGAAGAAUGUGAUGAAAAUUAAAGAACAUGUUGUUGAAGAAUUGUGGAGCCAGCUGAAAAGAAAGAUUAUAUUUUUAUUGUUGGUGUAGAUCUAGAGACGUUUUAACCUAUAUAUGCAGCUAUUUCAUUUUCUCAAUUUUUAGGAUUCGAUAGAUGUCGAACAUGUCUGUUUUAUAAUAUUUAUGUCGAACAUCUAUGUUAUUUAGAUCUUAUGUUGAACAUGUAUGUUUUUUAGAUAUUGUGUCGAACACAUAUUUAUAUGUAAGUUUUUCAGUAUGUUUUCGUU